CGCCAUUUCUUUCUUAAUCUUGUGACUUACCGUCACAUACCAUUCUGACAGCCAUGUCAUCAAGCUCCAGAACAGCAAUCGUCAACGACGACGAUACAUUCCGGCCUUUGCCGGCGAUGAUCUCCGGCGACUCAUCAGCGUCCAAUAACUCAAUGACUCAGGCCUUCGCUUUCUCUUCCGGAAACCCUAGAAUCGAAGAGACACGUGGCGUUAUGCAUCUCUUCAACAACAACGUCGACGAUGGCGGCGGUGUCGUUUCAGCUUCCUCUUCCAAUCACAAUCUACCUGUGGGAAGGAAACCUCUUGUAUGUGUGCUUGGAGUGCCAAACCACAUGACUUAUGCAGAUUUUUGUCAGUUUUGUGCUUCAUUUAUUCAAAAUAUAUUGGAGAUGCGCAUUGUUAGGAAUGAUGGGGUCGAGGAUCGAUACAGUAUUUUGAUAAGAUUUGAUAGCCAAGACUCUGCAGAUAAAUUCUAUCAGCAUUUCAAUGGUAGACAAUUUAAUUCUCUGGAGGCAGAGGUUUGCCAUGUGCUUUUUACAGUUGACGUACAAUUUACUGGUUACAGUGGUUCUCUUGAUACACAGCCCGCUCCUGCUAGCUCAACAGAGCAGCCUUCAUGUCCAGUUUGUCUUGAGAGGUUAGACCAAGACACAAGUGGAAUUCUUACAACUAUCUGCAAUCAUUCUUUCCAUUGCUCUUGUAUUUCAAGAUGGACAGAUUCUUCUUGUCCUGUUUGCCGAUAUUGCCAGCAGCAGCCUGAAAAAUCAAUAUGUUUUGUUUGUCAAACCUCUGAGAACCUCUGGAUGUGUGUUAUAUGCGGUUUUGUAGGCUGUGGGAGGUAUAAAGAAGGGCAUGCUAUAAUUCACUGGAAGGAAACAGAACACUGCUAUUCUCUUGAAUUGGAAACACAGCGUGUUUGGGAUUAUGCUGGCGACAAUUAUGUUCACAGACUAAUUCAAUCGAAAACUGAUGGAAAGCUAGUUGAGUUGAAUUCCCAUUGUUUGCAUACUAAAGAUAAUUUUGGAAGCUGUGAUUGUGAUUCUGGAGCUAGUGAGGCUCUUUUAAACAGCAAAGUUGAAGCGAUUGUUAACGAGUAUAAUGAACUCCUGGCCACCCAGCUUGAGAACCAAAAAUUAUAUUAUGAGAGCUUGCUACAAGAAUUCAAAGAAGAAAUUGAAAAAAGUACUUCUGAAGCUGUUAAUAAGGCUAUCUCUAAAAAACUGCAGAAGAUACAAUCCAAGUUGGAUAGAUGUAUCAAAGAGAAGAAAUUGCUUGAUGCUCUCAAUGAGAAUCUUUUGAAAAAUCGAGAGAUAUGGAAAGCAAAGAUAGUGGAAGUUGAAGAGAGGGAAAAGAAGGCUUUGAGAGUGAAGGAUGAUAGAGUACGGGAGUUGGAAGAGCAGCUUGCGCAAUUGAUGGCAGAUCUUGAAGCAGAGAAGACGCUGGAGCAAUUAUCAAUAUCAAAUGAAAUUAAGGAUGGUACUGCCUUGCCAAUAUCAGUUGACUCUUCUACGAGUAAUGGUGCCAAGGUAGGAAAGGGAAAAAAGUCAGAAAGCGAGCGAAGAGGUUGAAGAUAGAGUGAAGAUAGAGGAUGGACGGUCAUUUGUGCUUGGAAGGCGCUGUCCAGGUUUUGGGCAUCCAGUGUUCAGCAUAGCUUUUAUCCUUUUCUCUGAUUUGCCAAUUCUGGGGGUCGAUAUAGAAAGCUUUUAUGAUGCCCCUGCCCAUGGAAAUUGAGAUUAUCCAUUUUCACCAGCCAUAUAUGGUUUGUUCUUGGAGCAAAACAAAAAACUUCAAAUGGCUUCACAUUUUGAGAUUUAUUCCUCGCAAAAGUACUUUAAAGAUUUGUUCUGAUGAUAAAGUUCGCUUCCAGCUUUGUGGAUACGAUGGAUAUAUGUUGAGCAUGCGUCAAGAACAAACCAUGGAGGCUUGCCGAAGCAAACAUUGUCAAUACAUACGGGUUAAUGCAUGACAGAAUGCGGACUCAGUUUUCUGACCAAGCAUAGUUGGUUAAUUACAGAACUUCUGUGAUCGGUUUUUCUUUUUUCUGUGUUUAGGUCACAUUUUUUUGUGAUGUGUACAAAAGUAACUGAUACUGUACAGAAAUUGGGGGAUUUCAAUUUUGUGUCCAUAUUGUGUUCUUACAAAUAUUUAAAUGACAUAAAGAUUGCUGAGUUUAUGUUGAA
Pistacia vera is the source of this 2180-nucleotide messenger RNA. Its product is annotated as BRAP2 RING ZnF UBP domain-containing protein 2. NCBI's taxonomy places the organism in Eukaryota, Viridiplantae, Streptophyta, Magnoliopsida, Sapindales, Anacardiaceae. Gene Ontology annotation, molecular function: zinc ion binding; nucleic acid binding; ubiquitin protein ligase activity. Gene Ontology annotation, cellular component: cytoplasm. Gene Ontology annotation, biological process: protein ubiquitination; Ras protein signal transduction. The transcript is spliced from 12 exons. The record is from RefSeq and is a predicted model, not a curated record. Bases 54 to 1568 code for a protein of 504 amino acids.